ACCCGAUAAAAGCAAAGCCUGGGCCUAAUGUGGCAACAAUGGAUCGGGAAAAGAGUCAUACUCUGUGUACACAAUAGCCAUGCAAAAGCUUGUCGUUUCAGUGCCAUUUGGUGCAAUAUAAAUUGAAUGCGUCUCUCUGUAUUCUUCUCCUUUAUCUCUCUUUUUCACCUUAUAUAGCAACUCCUUUUCUUUUCCUUUUUUGGUCAAAACAUAUCCUUUUAUAAACCUGCAUGCGUAUAUAAACUGUUGAGCAAGAGAGAUUGAAGAGGAAUUACUCUUUUGGGAUCUUGAAUCUAUUAUUUUUGUGGGUUUUGGGAGAGAAAAAAUGGGUCGAGGAAAGAUCGAGAUAAAGAAGAUCGAGAACUCGAAUAGUAGGCAAGUUACAUUCUCUAAGAGGCGUCAAGGCCUUCUGAAGAAGGCCUAUGAACUGUCUGUUCUAUGUGAAGCAGAUGUUGCUGUCAUUAUUUUUUCCAGCACUGGGAAGCUUUUUGAGUACUCUAGUUCAAACAUGCAAACAAUACUUUCAAGAUACAGCAAGUCUAUGGAUUCUUCACAGGUUUCUACACCGGAAAUCAAGUCGGAGAAGCAGGAAUCAAAGGAAGUUGAUGUUCUCAAAGAGGAGAUAGAAAAUCUGAAAAUGAAGCAUUUGCGAAUGUUGGGUAAGGACCUUACAGGCAUAGGCUUACGAGAUUUGGGUGAGCUGGAACAACAACUAAAUGAAGGGCUCAUAAGCAUAAAGGAGAGAAAGGAACAAAUAUUGAUGAGGCAACUUGCCCAAUCAAGACUGCAGGAACAACGGGCCAUGCUGGAGAAUGAGACUUUACGCAAACAGGCAAAUAAAAUAUUUGUUUAUGUGGAUGAAAAAUUUCCCAUAACUUGGGCUUUUGUUUAUGAAUUUUGCCUAAGAUUAUUUAUUGGCUUAACAUUAAAUGUAGGUUGA
Messenger RNA from Olea europaea var. sylvestris, 940 nucleotides. RefSeq names its product agamous-like MADS-box protein AGL15. NCBI's taxonomy places the organism in Eukaryota, Viridiplantae, Streptophyta, Magnoliopsida, Lamiales, Oleaceae. The record is from RefSeq and is a predicted model, not a curated record. The transcript is spliced from 6 exons. Gene Ontology annotation, cellular component: nucleus. The coding region runs from base 326 to 940 and encodes 204 amino acids. Gene Ontology annotation, molecular function: RNA polymerase II cis-regulatory region sequence-specific DNA binding; protein dimerization activity; DNA-binding transcription factor activity, RNA polymerase II-specific. Gene Ontology annotation, biological process: positive regulation of transcription by RNA polymerase II.